AUGGCCACCAGUUCAAACAACGGGAGGCGGGUCUCGCCGAUGGAGAAAGCCCGUCACGAGAGGUCCACUAGCCUGCCCAGCCACAGCCAUCCGGUCAUCGCCAAGCUCGAGGGCGAGGUCCACGCCGCCGGAGAUGUGGCGGCGCCGCCCACCACUGGACAACGCUCCGCCGACUGGCUCCGCUCGGUACUGAGCCAGCUGCAGCGACUGCACCUCGCGGCGGACGACCUCCUGCUUCUCCCCUGCAUCGGAGCCGCUCUCCGUCGCUGCCCCCGCCGCCGCCCCGCGCUGGCUGAGCGGCUCCUCGACGACCUGCUCUGCUACGCCGACGCCUUCGGAUCGCUUCGCAUGGCGCUCGUGUCGGUCCAGGACUUGUGCUCGGAGGCCCAGGCAGCACUCCGGCGGAGGGACGGCGCGCGGCUUGUCUCCGCCGCCAGGUCCCUCCGGCGAGCUCAGAAGGAGAUCUCCGCCCUGCCGUCGGUCCUCCCCGCCGCCGCCUCCGGCGGAGACUCUGCGGAGCCCGCCGGAGACUCUGUGGAGCUGCCGAGGAUCCUCAGGGAGGUGAAGUCGGCGACCCUGUUCUUGUCGACGUCUGUCUUCCACGGGGUGACCUCUGCGCUCUCGUCCGCCGUCGCGGCGUUGGCGGCUCCCCCCAAGUCGCCGUCCUUGUCUUCCUGGACAGCGUGGCGGAGGUGGAGGUCCCCCACGCCCUGCUGUUCAUCGGCGGAGUCAGAGGAAUGGAUGAGAAGGGCGUCGCAGGGGCUGAAGGAACUGGAGGAGCGCCUGCUGGGGCUGGAGAGCGGCAGCGAGGCGGUGUACAGAGUCCUGAUCGGUGCCAGGGUUUCCCUCCUCAACGUCUUGACCCCAUGA
This is a messenger RNA of Spirodela intermedia, 870 nucleotides long. The record is from the annotation of a GenBank genome assembly. Lineage: Eukaryota; Viridiplantae; Streptophyta; Magnoliopsida; Alismatales; Araceae.